AUGGCACACGGGACCAUGGACACGGCACAGCUGGCAGCCGUGGCGCUGUCGCACACCAACCCCCACUUGGCGACGCUCAAGGAGGACAAUAUGUAUCAUAUUGGCUUUUCUACCCGCGAUGACCUUCGCCACCUCUUUGGUGACGUUCAAGUCGUCGUAACGGGAGGCUCGCCCACUCGCAUGCAACACUUUGCCGAAAUGGUGCUCCUUGAGCUGGACCUUCCCUUGCCCUUUGGUAGCCAGCUGCAUGAUAUCUGUAGCACCGAUAGGUAUUCCAUGUACAAGGCCGGCCCUGUGCUCUGUGUGUCGCACGGCAUGGGCCAGCCCUCGUGUGCCAUCAUGCUCAACGAAUUGGUCAAGCUUCUGGCUCAUGCCGGCCAUGAAUGCGGAAACAUGACAUUUAUCCGUCUCGGUACGAGUGGCGGCUUGGGUGUGACCCCGGGCAGUGUCGUCCUCAGCACCCAGGUCUACGAUGGCCUCCUUCGUGCCUCCCACGAGUCCUUUAUUCUGGGUCAGCGCGUGGAACGUGAUACCAAGCUCGACGAGGCCCUCAGUGAUGCCAUCGCCCAGGCCGCUCCGUCGGAAAUCAACAUCGUGCGUGGCGCCACCAUGAGCACGAGCGACUUUUUCGAGGGUCAAGGUCGCCUCGACGGCGCCAUCUGCAGCUUUGGCGAAGAGGACAAAAUGCGCUUCCUCCAACAGGCUGCUGGCGUGGGUGUGGUCAACAUCGAGAUGGAGGCUUUGGUCUUUAGCAGCUUUUGCCACACGGUUGGGGUUCCAGCCGCUGUUGUUUGCGCGACCCUGGUGGUACGUAACUUUUUCAACGGUGCCCCCUCAUCCCUCCUUUGCCCCCUUUUCCUCUUGUUUGUGCUCCUCUCGAAUGCUCUUGUGUGUGUGUGUGUGUGUGUGUGUGUGUGUGUGUGUGUGUGUGUGUGUGUGUGUGUGUGUGUGUGUGUGUGUGUGUGUGUGUGUGUGUGUGUCUUGAUGGAGGAGGAUCGCCUGCAAGGGGACCAGCUGUCAGAGGAUUCAACCAUGAUCAAAAGCUUUUCGCUGAAUGCACAGCGUGUGCUGCUGGCCUAUCUCAAGGCACGGUUUGGAAAGUAA
Messenger RNA from Monosiga brevicollis MX1, 1104 nucleotides. RefSeq lists its product as uncharacterized. Gene Ontology annotation, molecular function: uridine phosphorylase activity. The record is from RefSeq and is a predicted model, not a curated record. Gene Ontology annotation, biological process: uridine catabolic process; nucleotide catabolic process. NCBI's taxonomy places the organism in Eukaryota, Choanoflagellata, Craspedida, Salpingoecidae. Bases 1 to 1104 code for a protein of 367 amino acids. The transcript is spliced from 4 exons. Gene Ontology annotation, cellular component: cytosol; cytoplasm.